AUGUUUUUCUGUGAACGGGUGGAGGAGCUCGACGACCGGUGGGUCGUCGUCAUGGAAUACGUUCGGACCAGACACUGCGUGACGGAGGCCAACAAUUGCAAGGGGCAGGUGAAAGCACAUCUGAGGAAGGCCGUGAAGGAGUUACGUGAACUUGGCCUGGUGCGUGGCGAUCUACGACAUGUGAACGUCCUGAUAACGGACGAAGGGGCCAUGCUCGUUGAUUUCGACUGGGAAGGAAAGGUGGAGCAUGCAACAUAUCCGAUGAAUCUCAACGGAGAUGUGGAAUGGCCGAGAGGCGGAUAUGUUGAGGAAGCUACAGGAGUGGGUGGAUGGAUGGCGGUGAGGAGGGGGGCUAGUGAUAUACUGGCUGUACCACUGCGGAUGCCGGUCGAUGCAGUCGUCCAGGUUCACUAG
This is a messenger RNA of Stereum hirsutum FP-91666 SS1, 414 nucleotides long. RefSeq lists its product as uncharacterized. The record is from RefSeq and is a predicted model, not a curated record. NCBI's taxonomy places the organism in Eukaryota, Fungi, Basidiomycota, Agaricomycetes, Russulales, Stereaceae. The transcript has a single exon. The coding region runs from base 1 to 414 and encodes 137 amino acids.